This is a messenger RNA of Cuscuta europaea, 3094 nucleotides long. The record is from the annotation of a GenBank genome assembly. Lineage: Eukaryota; Viridiplantae; Streptophyta; Magnoliopsida; Solanales; Convolvulaceae.
UAAAAAUUAAGCCAAAAAAAUCUAUUUUGAAAGGAGAAGAACUUAAAAAGUCGCCUCGGUGCGAAUUAAAACCACAUACAAUUGAGGUGGUAAUGAGAAAGAAAUCUCGACCUUACUGGAAAAGGCAGAGGAAGAAAAAUGAAACAAGGGAUGCUCACGAUCCCACUUAAAAUAGAAAAUAAAAUAAAAAUAACGUCGUGUCGCGACAUUAAAUCAAGCGCUUCUUGGGAGGCAACCCAAGUUUUUAUUUUUAAUUUCAUAUUUUUUCAGUUGUGUGUGUUAUAAUUUAAAAAAAAAAAAAUAGCCUGGGCUGAAACCCGACCGGGUAUCUCAAACACCCCGGUCAGGUUUAUUAAUAAAAAAAGAAUAUCCGGGCAACACGGCCACCGGGUUGCUAACUAAAACAAAAAGAGCAUAUGCCUGACCGGGGGCUUCCAAAACCCGACCAGGUCUCCGCAUAUUUUUGGCUCUGAACACACUGGAAUGCAUACCCAUUCGGGUAUUUCUGAAACUCGGGCGGGUACACAUUUAAUUUUUAAAAAAUCAGCAAGACCCGACCGGGUACCCUAACGCACCCGACCGGAUAGUCGUUCCAGUAGCCACUGGAUAAGAAAAACCACAGAGCCCGACCGGGCGGAAGACCUCACCCGACCGGGUAAACUGGGAAUUCGCACUUAACCUAGUCGGGCGACCAACUCCCCAGCCCACUUCAUCUUCCUCCCCACGAAAAAAAUCCUCAAAACCCUCCAUUUUUACACACCAAAACCUUCGAUUCUACACCAUUUCUCCACCAAAUCCACUAAAUAACACCAUAAUCUUCAUCUCCUCAAUCUUCUCAACACAGCCAUACCCAUAAAAUCCCAUUUUCUUCCCCAUUUGCAAAAAUCCGAAACCCUAACCCCAUCCCCCAAAGUUCCGAUUUUUCUACUAAAAAUCCCAAGAAAUCCCAAUUUCUUCUCCUAAUAAUCAUUCUCUCCACUCUCACAACCCCAAAAUACCCAAGACCCACCAAAAUCCCAAAGUUCCAAACCCCACCCUACCCAAGUCCGAAAAUCACUCAAGAAAAAAACCCAAAAAAGGGGACUUCAAUGGCUCCAAGAAAGUCAAAAGCUUCUUCCUCAAGGGGAAAUCGAGCUAUCCCACCGGUAGCGGGCUAUGAGAGCGUGGAGUUUGCUAUGGAGGCUCAACGGAAAAACUUCAUCAACCAAGCAAAGAGGGAGGUAAAACAAUCCCGUUUUAUGUGCUUAACUACUUUAGCACUACUAUGGAUUGAUACUGUGAUGCGUGACAUAUUUGCAAGAAUUGGAAUAUCUAGAAUGUUUGAAAUGCAAUAUGUGACAUAUCCUCAUUUGGUGUAUGAAUUUUUUAGCUCAUUUGCGUAUACAAAAGAUGUGAAUGAUCAUGCAAAUGACAUAAUCACCUUUCGUUUACUAAAUGAGGAUCGUUCAUUAACCAAAAGAGAAUUUGUUCAACAUUUUGGUCUCCCAUGGUUUGAUGAAGCACGUACAUAUGAUUCUCUUGUGGGGUAUGAAUUGUGGAGAAGAAUGACCGGAAAGAAUGUGGUUGAUCUAUCUAAACUGAGUGUGAAUCGUGUGCAACAUCCGGUCUUCCGACUAUUCUUAAAAUUUUGCUCAAAUUGUUUUCUCGGAAGACCGAAUAAUCAUCACACACGUAUCUGGGAUGUGUGUGUUCUAGCACAAGCUGUUUUGCCGGGCCCAGAUCAAGUUGAUGUUGCCACCAUCUUAUGGACUCAUUUCAACAACGUGGCAACAUCAACAGGACCAAUUGCUAUGGGGGGCCUAAUCACACAUCUAGCCACUUUAUAUGGUUUUAUAGACCCCGACCCCAUCACCUCAAGACAACUUAUUUGCACUGAGUGGCUUUUACAAAAGACGCUAGACUUGGUCCCCUCGCACACAACACCAACUGGGGCACACAUCUAUAAUUGGCGCAUUCUCCCACGCACUUCCAUCUACCUCUAGAUACCCUCGGCCGACGUCCCCCUGGAUAUCAUCAAUCACCAAAUCGGGGAUGGUCAUCACUAUUGUCUUCCCAGGGCAAUCCAGGAUCAUUAUGAAGAAUCCAUCCAAGAUGAAGAUGAUGAAGAACCCUCAAUCAUACCCGAACAACCACAACCUCAAGCAUUCCACUACACACCUUUCGAGCAACAAAUGCUCGAUAACAUGGUCACGCUCAACCAGAGCAUUGAGAGGAUGGAGGACCAGCGGCAAGCAGACUGGCGUAGGUAUGAGGAGGACAGGCGGAGAUCUGAGGAGGAUCAGCGUAGGACCUAUGGCGCUUUAUAUUCCUAUGUGGCACAUCAGAGUGGAUUUGCAUCUAUGGCAAAUCCCCCUCCCGCACCCUCUUGGUACGAUCCGACUACAUGGGGGUAUUUUGGAGACUCGAGUUCCGGUGGUGGAGGCGAUGAUGGUGGAUAUGACGGGGACCACAUGGAUGAAGACAGACACCACGGUGGAGGUAUGGGCGGGCACUAGGGACAGUGCCAGGUACUAAGUGUGGUGGUGUUGAGAUUAUUCUGGAUCCUGAGGGUGAUUACUAUAGAGAGUUCGUCGGAUGAGGAAAUUGAAAUUGAAUACCCAUCUUUACUCUUUUGGUUUUGGAGAUACUUUAUGUAUUUGUUAUAAACACUUGUGGAUGUUGGUGUUGCUACUCUUGUCAAUUAAGGACUUCUUGGACAGAAUUUGUUUUACUCGAGACGAGUAAAAAUUCAAGUGUGAGGGUGUUUGAUAUGCACUAGUUUAUAGUGCAUAAAUGUAUGUUUUUAUAUUGAUUGGGUGUGGAUUUUCCAUCUCUUUUAGUUAGUUUGUAAGUACUUGUUUUAUUUUGUUUGUAAUUGUUUUCUCCUUCUUUUCGUAGUUAUAGAAUAGUGAUAGAAUUUGUAGCAAGGAAAAGGGGAGAAAAGGUGAAGACAAAAAUACCCAGGAGCACAAAAACCCGACCGGGUCAGACCUUGAACCCGGUCGGGUCAGUUGAAGACCGGAUCUAAGAAGAAAAAAAUAAGACCGGUCGGGUCCCUUACUCGACCCGGUCGGGUCAGAUAUGACCCGGAACACCAGAACAUGCUGAAGAUCAC